AUGAACUCGAUGUUUUUUUCCGAUACUCCGCCCGGUGCGGGCUGCAACGUUCCUGCGGGGACCAGCGCCCUGCGAAAUGACCUGGGCUCCAACAUCCAUGUGCUGAAAACACUCAACCUGCGAUUCCGUUGCUUCUUAGCCAAAGUCCACGAACUGGAGAGGAGAAACAAACUGCUGGAGAGCCAGCUGCAGCAAGCUCUGCAGAGACCGCACUACCGCGCACUUUACACCCGGGAGGUCGCCGUGCAGACGGACGGUCCCGAGUCCAGGCUGCCGGGCACUAUUUGGAGUUUCACUCACGUCCGGAGGCAAGGAGAGCGCUAUGAGACCCUGCACGGGCCCGGGGUGACGUGGACGCAUCCGGACGGAGUCGGGGUCCAAAUAGACACCAUUACCCCAGAACUGAGGGCUCUGUAUAACGUGCUGGCCAAAGUCAAGCGGGAGAGAGACGAGUAUAAGAGAAGAUGGGAGGAGGAGCUGUCCAAACGAGAGCAGCUGGAGUCUACAGUGGGAUCCCUGCAGCAGAGGGCCCAGGAGUCAUCAGUGAUCCAGGAUGACCUAAACGAAAAGGUGGACAGACUGAAGGCUGAACUCGUGGUCUUCAAGAGUCUGAUGAGUGAUCAAAUGUCUGACCUGGACACCAAGAUUCAGGAGAAAGCCAGGCGGGUGGACAUGGACAUCUGCAGACGGAUUGACAUCACGGCCAAACUGUGCGAUGUGGCUCAACAACGCAACUCAGAGGACAUGUCAAAGAUGUUCAGUGUCAGUCCAGCCAGGGCACUCCCAGAGAAGUCACUCUCAGAGAAGGGAGCAGCUGUGGCCUGCUGCAGGAGGAAAGAGCGUAAAGUGGUGUCUGAUGAGGAGAGUUCAGAUAUGGAUGCUGAGCCCAGCCCUUUGGAGGAGGAUGUCCCCGGUUCACUCAACAUCACGGAUGAAAUGAAACGCAUGCUCAAUCAGCUGCGCGAGACGUUUGAAAUUGAUGACGACUGUGACAGCCUCACGUGGGAGGAAAACGAGGAGACUCUGUUGCUGUGGGAGGACUUCACAAACUACAACGUGCCCUGCGCCAUCGCUGCAACAACCUGCACAACCACAUGCCCCAGUGACGGCAACGGUGAAGCCGCUGAUCCAGACUCCCAGGAUGGAAGUCUUGGCAGCCUCAUUGAUGAAACAGAGUCACUAUUUAAGACCAGAGAGCAGGAGUACCAGGAGACCAUUGGCCAAAUUGAGAUGGAAUUGGCCACAGCAAAGAGCGACAUGAACCGACAUCUACAUGAGUACAUGGAGAUGUGCAGCAUGAAGCGAGGCCUGGACGUGCAGAUGGAGACCUGUCGACGGAUGAUUAAAGGCGGCAGGAACUCUCCCUCUAUCAGCUCUGUGGCCAGCAGCGACUCAGGGAACACAGAUGAGAUCCAGGAUGAGAUUUCAGACAAGGACGGAGAGGCUGAAGGCCCUGUUAGUUGAUGGCUGCAUCGCCGGGCUUUGUCCCACCUCCUCCGGACCACCACUUGUCAAAAGAGUUAAAUGUGUAUAGAUUUCCACUCUGUUAGUGAGGUGGUCCAACCUAAAUCUGGGCCUGUUUGACCUGUUAAAGUUCUGAUGGUCAUGCUCACUGUUGCAGGCUCAGAACUGGUGCUUUUAUACUAUUUGUGUUGUUUCGAAAGCGGCGAGGGGCGUCUUUGCUUCACAAAGAGAAGGGGUGCAUAUAGAGUCUAAGCUGUGCUCUCUUCCUCACUGCUGCCUCGCUUCAUCCUUGCUCAGAGCUUCACUUCAUUUUGGACGAGAGAAAAAAAAAAGUAUUUUCUACAAAUUCUUACCCUACUAAGAUCCUUUUUUUUCUAAAGGAAUUGAAAAUAGUACAUAUUGUGCUUCAUACAAAAACAAAUCCAUCUUUACAUAUACUUUUUAAUAUUUAAUUUAGACUGAAAAAUGUCUGCGCCCCAUAAUUGGAAUACAAUUUUGUUGUUGGCAUGAUUCACACAGGUCCAGGUGGGGUGUUUGCAAUCCAAAUUAAACUGUUAGGGGUGUGAGUGUCCUCUACCAAGGAGACAAAAGCAAGUGGAGACAAAUGUUGUUGGAGUUCUGAUGGUUUCUGAGGGAACGCUGCAGGGUUUGCCA
Molecule: messenger RNA, 2118 nt
Organism: Scomber japonicus (chub mackerel)
Lineage: Eukaryota; Metazoa; Chordata; Actinopteri; Scombriformes; Scombridae
Gene: iffo2b
Product: intermediate filament family orphan 2b
Exons: 8
Coding region: 1-1464 (487 amino acids)
Source: RefSeq, a predicted model, not a curated record